AUGCUCAUAAAAACAGGAAAGAGAGACGACGAUAUCGGUGGUAUGACAGGAGAGAGAGAGAAUGGGGAAGAGAUGGGGAGGUCCCGAAGGAAGUACAAGAAAUCGAGAUCGAAGGGACGAGGAGGACUUCCAAAGAAAAAAAACCCUCAUGUAUUCAAACCAUUGUUUCCUCUUCCACCAAAACUUCGAUCUUUCGUCGACUCCUCUCAGAUCAAAUGGAACGACAAAGGCAAUGUGAUGGAGAACUACACGUCAUUUGGCGAGAUUUGUUACACCCACAUGUCUCAACGCAUUCCCUAUGUAAAGCUGAUAUAA
Messenger RNA from Ilex paraguariensis (yerba mate), 315 nucleotides. NCBI's taxonomy places the organism in Eukaryota, Viridiplantae, Streptophyta, Magnoliopsida, Aquifoliales, Aquifoliaceae. The record is from the annotation of a GenBank genome assembly.